AUGACAUCAAACACCUCAUCUGAUAAUAGUCUUGAUGGAAAUGGCGAAUACGAAUCCAUAUCAAAUAUAUCAGAUACCAAUAGUGAUGAUGAAGCUGCAUCUAAUUCCGAGGAAUUAAGCGAUGAUAGCUGGGAUAGUGAUAAUGAGGAAGAAGAGGAUGAACCGAAAUUGAACAAUUUGAACAUUUCCUCAGCUACAUUGACAUCACCAAUCGAUUAUUUUCGUUUGUUUUUAUCACCCAGUAUUGUAACAUAUAUCGUCGAUCAAUCAAAUCUUUAUCGAACACAAAUGAAACUAAAACAAGAACCAAUGGCAGAACGUGAGUUUUUUCAAUUACUUGGAUUUCUUUUUUACGCAUUCGUCGUACGUUUAUCAUCAAAAUCAGAUUAUUGGUCACAACUAUGUCAAUAA
Didymodactylos carnosus is the source of this 411-nucleotide messenger RNA. NCBI's taxonomy places the organism in Eukaryota, Metazoa, Rotifera, Eurotatoria, Philodinida, Philodinidae. The record is from the annotation of a GenBank genome assembly.